UGGAGACUGGGACGCGCCACCCUCACCUGUGCCCCCAGCAGGGCUGCUGGGACGUUUGCCUCCGACUUUGCGAGGGUGGCUGCUCCGCGAUUUCUGGGAGGCCUGGUGGAGCCGCGAACCUUCUUCCCCCCCUCCCCCAUUGAAGCAAUACAGGAGGAGGAUGGCCUUAACCAGAUUUGAUGGAGAGGAGCACGAAGCAAAGGAAAAGGGAAAGCGUUGCCCUGCAAAGAUCAGGGUGGAUCGACUCGGUACUUCUUGCUAUUUAACUCCGAAUCUGAACCGGAGCUGGCAGACAAAUUCGCUCCUGUCUGUGAGGACUACGCAGGGCGGGGGGCAGGAAGGCUGCUUUGCCACAGCUGCGGUUCGGGCAGGAGCAGAAGCUGAAGCUGCCUCCGGCACCUGCGCCUCUUGCUGCCUCGCUCCGGAAGCGAAAUCCCAGGACAGACUGAGUGACGAAUAGGGCUGGCGUUGUGCCCCCCAAGAUGGAUCCCCUACAGAGAUGAACUCUGCCUCUAUCUACCGGGUGCUCCUGCUCUCUCCUGGAAGGAGGCCAGGGUCUUCUGUCAGGGCCAAAAAGCAGAUUUAGUUGUCAUCAAGGAUCACAGCAAGCAAGUAAGAGGAGGUCUUUGCAAUCCUCACUCUACUGGGGAAUGGAAAGAGGAGCGGGAGAAAAACUCUGUGCAGGGGCUUCAGCUGCUCUGAAGCCAGCUCUGCCGCAGAUAAGGCCACAGACAGGAGCUAGAUCAUAAACAGGCUUUCUGAUGUGAAGCCAUAGGGAUCCUGGCGAUGUUCUGGAAAGCCGUAGGAGUGGCAACUGGAGAAAAUGCUGCUAUGGCCUCAGCCUCGCCUUUGAAAUUUGCCUUGGCACAGAUGUUCCUGAGGGACCUUACAGAAGGUGCCAGGGGUCAAGCAUCAUACUUUUGGAUCGGACUGGCGUGGCAAGAGGCUCAGCUCACCUGGGUGGAUGGCACUCCAAUAUCACAGAGUUGGUAUAGCAACUGGCUCCAGGGCCACCCCAGGAAGGACCACUGUGUACAGCUUGUGGGCAUCUACGCUGGACAGUGGAGAGACUGGGACUGUGGCGCCAGCACCCCAUUCAUCUGCGAGAUGCCUGUAAAAGAUGCCUUUUCCAGCACCAUGAGAAAAGUGCGCUUCCGCUCUCACUGCUAUGCCUUCCAUUUCCCAUCCUUCCGGGAACAGAGGUCAUGGCGGGAGGCCCAGUCUUUCUGCCAGGAACUUGGGGGGAACUUAGCAAUUAUCCAUGAUGAAGAGGAGAAUGCUUUUCUCUCAAAUGCCUUUCCUGAGAAUGGCUGGCACGUGUGGAUCGGUCUGCGCUUGGGAGCCCUGUGGAAGUGGAGCGAUUCCUCCCCCCCCACCUACCUCCGGUGGCACUCAGCCCCGCCAGCAGGGCAGGACCAGUGUGCGGUGCUUAGCCUUCAGCCCCGGGAUGUCGAGCAACACGGGACAUGGCACACCAGGCCUUGCGGUGCGCGCCCUGCAGCCGAGAUCACAGGUUUCAUCUGCCAGCUCCAAUACGAUUUCUGUGGCCCUCCAGAGUCUGUGCGGUUUCCCCUCCCGGGCGGGAUGGCUCUUUAUGCCACAGCUGAUGUCACUUUCUCUUUGUCUGACCAUGCCACCUGCUCUCUGGCUUUGACCUGCUUUCAUCCUAAUGGUACCCUUUUCUGGAUCGUCUUUGAGUACAACGUCACUCAUAUGCAUGGCAGCAUCUUUACUGAGCACGGCAGAUUUUUGGUCCGCAGGAAUCACCCUCAUGCACCUUUUUCCCCCGGGCUCAACACGUGGAGCUUUGUCACCUACCCAGAUGGCUUUGCGUGCUUCUUCAACCACCAGGAGCACUUCCGGCUGUCUGACAGCCAAUAUGUCUUCCUUGCAAACGUCAGCUCCUUGCAGAUAAGUGGAGCGACCGUUGCCAAUGCUUCCUUAGAGUAUCAGCUCUCCUCUGACUUGCACUUCCCCUAUGGGAGCAGUCUGCAGCUGGCAGAUGCCAUCCACUGCUACCUGGGCAACUUCACCAUUGGGCUGUGGAUCCGAAGCGCCUUCCGGGACUCUCCUCGGAUGUGCGUGGUCAGCUACUCCUUGAAGUGGCAACAGCAGGCAGAGUUCGCGCUCUUCCUUCUCUCCCCUGCUGGACUGGAAUUCCACGCCAAGGGGGCCGUGCUGUUCAGCAGCACCCGUGUCUUCCUUUUGGAUGGAUCCUGGCAUCAUGUGGCUGUUUCUGUCUCCAACACUCCUAGCGUCCCUCCCUUUGAAGUGUUCGUGGAUGGGGAGGCCUGGGAGCCAGAGGCAUCUGAGAGUACUGGCUUCCUGUGGAAGGGGUUAUCCCUGGGAGGAAGACUGAGUGUGGGGCAGCUGGAAGUGGGCCAUGGAGGGGCCAGCUUCUAUGUGGGUGAUCUGAGUGAGAUGAAUCUGUGGGACCGAGCCCUUUCUGAGUUUUCAGUGAAACAACUGGCAGCCUUGAGAACCAGGUGGAAGUUCCCCGGGAACGUGGUGAACUGGAGCCAGCUGGUUGCGAAGAAGCCUCCAAGUGUGCAGAUCAGCCCUCCCAGUGAAGAGCCAGCUCGUCCUUUUGUGUGGUUUGGCCUCCUCCGGCUCAGAGGGAAGGCUUUGGUUCUCUGCACAGACCCGGACCGGCCUGUCCUCCACAUCAAGCCCCUGCCUGGUCCGUGCACCAUGCGUGCCUUCUGGGGACUGCAGCUAAACGGUCGACUUCGCAACGUUGCGGACCCUCCUGCCUGUCUUCUGGUUGCCCCAGACGGCUUCUCCACGCUGAGUAGCUCGGACUGUUCUCCUGAUCCUUGGAGCACCUUCCGCCUCUUGCCGGACCUGCGUCUGCAGAAUCUGCACUCAGGGUUCUGCUUGUUUCAGGAAGGCACGCAUUCCAGGCUGUAUCUGGGAAAAUGCACUCCACAAGCUCUGUUCUUUUUUCUGGAUUGGGAUGUGCACUGCCCCCAUUCUAGGGGUUGGAGAUCUUGGAAGGACAAAUGCCUCUUCUUUGUGCUGGAUGCAGCUCUCGAGUGGAGCCAGGCACAGCGGUUCUGCCAGAGGUUCCACGGUGGGAGCCUGCUCUCCCUGAACAGCCCGCAGGACCUGAUCUGGCUGCAGGGGGAAUUGCCAGGGAGCAUCUGGACUGGUCUGUACAGCAGUGGCCGAGAUCUGUGGAGCUGGGUUGAUGGGUCCCAAUUCAACCAAGCCUUGCGGCGCUUCAUGUUCUCCCUGGGGCCUUCCAGCAUGGCAGUCUGCAUGCUUGCUCUGACCUCCGGCUUCCUGAAGGCCGAGCCGUGCCACAGGCCUCACCGGUGGAUCUGCCAGGCUCCCCGCCAAACCGAUUUGUACAUGACCUUCCCAGGGAAAUCCUUUCAUGGCGCCUGGUCUGCAGAUCUGAGCUUUCCUUCGCUGCAGGCUGCCAAGCAGCAGUGCAGCGUAUUGGGCCAGGGCUGUGAUGUCGUGGUCAGCACCGUGGCAGGCCAUCACCUUAUGGUGGGGAGACGCUUUGUCAGCCUGGAGGACCCUGGAGCAGCAGCCGCCGCUGCCGUGCACGUCAAAACAAGGUGCUCCCCCGGCUACUCUGGGCAGGACUGCCAAUCAAUGUGUCCUCGAUGCGAACCCAGCCUGAGCUGCAACCCACUGACAGGCCUCUGCGAUGGCUUCCUCUAUUACCGAGAGGCUCCCGCCGUCAUUGCCUCGCUGAAGUGCCUUCCACUUGAUGUCUGGAUGUUUGAGCAAGGCAGUUGCUGGUCUUACGAGCGCUACAGUAGUCAGGCUGAAGCCAAUGCCGUUUGCAAGAGGUAUCUGGGCAGCACAGUGCGGAAGGUCCAACCCCUGAGCCAGAUCCCAGCUGACCUUUCUGCAGAUGGAAGGCGAGGCUUUCAGCAGCCAGGUGGUUUACUUUGGGCUUGUCAGCGAGAUGAAGAUGUGGAGCUGCCUUCGUUUAGGGAGAAGUUACUAAUUUCCCACCAGGGUGCUCCUCCCGAGCAGAGGCAUGGGUCGCUGCAGGAAGCCAAAGACGCCUGCUACCUGCAGAAGGAGCACUGCACGGGGCUACUGAGCCUGAACGGGGCUCAUUACACAGUGGCCGGGACGGUACUGGUUGACAGCCCUGGCUCGGGGGCCCGCCUCUCUGUGAAGGCAGCUUGCUCCCCUGGGUUCUGCGGGAAGCACUGCCGGAGACGCUGCGCUCCUUGCCUGAGCACGCGUACGUACAACCCGCUGACUGGCCGGUGCGAUGGCCUUCUGAGCUGUGUGCAUCGCUUCAGCCCUUCAUGUCCUCACGGUCUGGUGCAUUCCAGAUGUCCAAGGGAUCCUGGCUGGUGGUUCUGGGGCGGUCACUGCUAUUACGUGGAGGAGCAGAGCAGCAAGAGCUGGCAAGAGGCCAGAGCUGCCUGUCAAGCUUAUGGUGAAAGCAUGGACCUCCUGGCUCUGAGUCAUCCCAAGGAAAAGGCCUGGGUGACAGCCAUGGUACAGAGGGGCAGCUGGACAGGGCUGAAUGAUGCCGAUGAAGAUGGAGCGUGGAGAUGGGAAGGAGGCCAAGCUGAUAGUCUCUCUCCACCUUGGCUUCCUGACGUGCCACUUGCGACAGGAGGCUGCUUGGAGAUUCGUCACACAGGAGACCAGGAUUUGGCAGCCUCCCCGUGCUCCCACCUCAAGCCCUGGGUGUGCGAAGGGAUCUGGGCACCCCAGAGUUCCUGUCCGGCGGAGCCUGGCUGGAGCUACUGGAAUGGCAGCUGCUACUUCUGGGACUCUUCUUCCGCUGGUGCAUGGCCAAAGGCCCGAGAGGCCUGCCGGAGGUUCAGGAGGACGGAGCUGCUGUACCUGACCUCGCCUCAGGAGAUGGACUGGGUGCGCUCGCACUUCAAAGGCUCUUUCUGGACAGGCUUGAAUGAUCGGAAGGAAGAGUCAGUCUUUCGCUGGACAGCUCUGGAGCCUCUCAGCAAGCAGGUUGCCCAAUACUUGCGAGAUGACCCAGCAAACGGAGGGCUGAAGGACUGUGUGUGGUUGGACUCAGCGACCGGACUUCUGAGUGAUGCCAGCUGCGGGGAAGAGAGGCCUUUCCUGUGCAAAUGCCGUGAAGCCAUGGAGUGGUUUGAUCAGCGGGGCGGCUAUGGCGUGGUGGGAGAGCCAUCGCUGCUCUAUCCCUCUGCCGAAACCCUGGAGGAGGCCAAGCAGGAGUGCCUGCUGGAGCGCCCUGGGUGCGUGGCUGUCCUCGAGACCCGGUCAGGCUUCUACUUGCUCGGCAGCCAGGAUGGCGUCACCCCCAAGGCAGACUCGACGCUUCAUGUGUGGACCAUUUGCGCAGAAGGGUUCAGUGGCCCGGCCUGCCGCAGGACCUUGGCACGCUCACCCCGGCCAGCCUGUGACUGCAGUGGCAAAUUUGAGGCAACGGCAGAGAAGGUUUGUGGUGUCCCAGUACAGACGUGUGUGGAAUACUGUCAGCAGACGACUUCUUGGAAUAAUUGCUCAUUUUGCAUCCCUGCCUGCACUGAGAGGCUUUCUUCAGAUCGUCUCCCUCCGGUUUUACCAGCCUGGUACUGUUACCCCACGGAGGCCAGCAUGAGCUUCCUGGACCCCGAAGAGUUUGCUCUCAUCACAAUGAUCCAGUUCAAGGUGUCCCAUUCGCUCAAUCUCACGACAGAAGACGAAAGGGACCGAGCAGUCUCGUCCAAAAUCAUAUAUGACGCCAAACACCCAUGACAGAAAAGGGAAGGAAGGAAGGAAGGAAGGAAGGAAGGAAGGAAGG
This is a messenger RNA of Python bivittatus (Burmese python), 5755 nucleotides long. The record is from RefSeq and is a predicted model, not a curated record. NCBI's taxonomy places the organism in Eukaryota, Metazoa, Chordata, Lepidosauria, Squamata, Pythonidae.